AUGUUUAAAAGAGGAAGAAAUGAUCCUUUAGAAUUAUUAAAAGAUCAUGUUAUUCAUCAUAAAUAAAUUAAAUUGAAAAGCAAAAAUACAGACCAUAGACUAAUUUUUGAAAAUAAUAUUGAAUUUAAAUGUUCUACUGUAAUAAAGUUAUGAUUAUUAAAAGGAAACAGCAUGGAAGUCAAAAUCUGGAUAAGAAUAUACACUAGGAGCAUUGUGGUGUUUUCUAGAUUGUUAUUAAUAGGGGUUAGAAUAAAAGAUAUAUAGAUAAAAAGCAUUUGAUCUUAAUUUUGAAUAGGUUUUUAAGGCAGAUAAUUAAGACAUUAUUGAUUAUUUUACUGGCAAAGUAGACUAUACAGAAUGUAUUGAUGCAAAUAAGAAGGCAAAUUUAUAAAAUAAAAAAUCCCACCAAAAAGAUGAGGAUAUUGAAUUUGCUAUUUAAAAAAAAGUUAAGCCUGAUUCUGAGAAGGAAGUAUAUUUAGGAUAUGAAUUUAGCCACUUUCUGAAAAAGAUUUUAAUCUAAAGGUGUUUGAUGAAAUUUUGAGAUUGGAAAAACCAAUUACUACAAGAAAUAAAUUAUUCAGAGUUUAAGAUAGAACUUUUGAUGAUAUUUUAAAAACAGCUUAAAAAGUAUUGAUAAUAAGCGUAGCAUAUUUAGAUCUUUUAAGGUUAAUAUGUAGGAGUUGGAGGAGAUGAAGAAGAAUUAUAGUAAAUUUUAGGAACUAGAAUUCAAGAUGCCAAUAAAGCUAAAUAAUUAUCAAUUGCUAAAUUAUCAUAUUCUGUGUUGAAUGAAUUCAUUAAAUCAAAAGAAAAACCUAUUAUUAUAGUUCCAUAAAUAGCUGAAUUAGGAAACAUUUGUUUAAGGAAUGUUUAACAAUUUUUAGAAUAAGGGUAAUAUUUAGAUCCAAAUGGAUUAAAAUUCACAAAUGAAUCUAGAUCUGUUUAAAUUAAAGUGAAAUUAAGAUUAACUGACAUGUAAAGAUUAUUAUAUUAUUUUUAGUGAAUAAUAAUUUAUAAUAUUGGAUACUCCUAAUACAAUAACAAAUUGGAAAAGAGUGGUUGCUGUAUUUUUAAGAGGAUCUACUUAUGAAUUGAAACAAUUCCCAGAUUAAAAUCCAAAUUAAUUAUUUAAAAAGUAAUUUGAUCGACUAUAUCAAACUUUAGUAUAAGAGGUUAUCAUAUGAAGUUUGAGGAAGAAAAAUUGAAAGAUUUGAUUAAAUAAUGGAAUAUAAAGGUUUUGGAAUUACACAGAAGUAAAAGGUACCAAGAUAUUGAUGUUGUAAAUGCUUUUUGGGAAGACCUUGAAGCUUUUCUUUUAAGGCCUGCUAAGUUAUCAUCAUAAUAAUGA
Paramecium primaurelia is the source of this 1345-nucleotide messenger RNA. Lineage: Eukaryota; Ciliophora; Oligohymenophorea; Peniculida; Parameciidae. The record is from the annotation of a GenBank genome assembly.